AUGCACUGCGCCAAGAAUUUUUGGAGUCAUCACAGAAUUUCCAGAAUCGUAAGGACAUUCCACCUUGAGAUGAAGUCCCAGCUUGGCACCAUGAAACGGCUGAGUGAUGUCAGAAAAAUCAGGUAUCAACAUGAACGCCGCGAGCCCCUGGAGGCUGGUGGGGUACAGCAAGCUCCCGCAGGCGGUGGUGGCAGCGCUAUCGGUGGUGGGAGCAUGAUGGUGGCAAGCAGGGAGCUCCUGCAGGCAGCCAUGGUGCUGCAGCAGCAGCCCGGGGGGGUGGCGAGCGCUAACCAGCGGUCAGUGACCAUCCGUAGACACCACCAGCAGCAUCAGCAGUGGUCAGCGGCGAUUGCAGACCACCUGCAGAUGCUGCUCAUGGUUGUGGUGGCGAGGGGGGGCUAUGGCGAGCGGCGACUGCCCCCAGGCGCCACUGGCAGUGUUGACAGUGCCUUUUCUCAGGGGGUGCAUGUGCACCUACUUGCACUCCCUAUGCAUUGCCAAUGGACCCCUUCUAUAUAUAUGUAUUUUGGGAGAAUAACCACCUUAAAAAAACUUCCUGUUGCAAAUGAAUUCAGGGAAUUGGGUGUAACAGAGAAGGAGAGAGAUGAAAAGUCUUGCUACUAGCUAGGAUUUUGUAGUGAGACUGCUGAGCAGUACUGAAUACAUGCUUGGGUUGACUGAGCUCUGGUGUCUCCUGAGGGACCUCUGAUGAGGGAAGGCCACACAAAAUGACAGCAGCCCCAGAACUCCAGUUCUGGCAGCUGAAUACAAUUUAGGGCAGUUAAUUUAUCAGUUCUUAUCUCCGCCAGUUAUCAAGAGAGACCGUGAUGGACGCAUUGUCAUUGUCUAGCUCUUAAGAUAUCCGUGACAGA
Molecule: messenger RNA, 872 nt
Organism: Alligator sinensis (Chinese alligator)
Lineage: Eukaryota; Metazoa; Chordata; Crocodylia; Alligatoridae
Exons: 2
Coding region: 1-624 (207 amino acids)
Source: RefSeq, a predicted model, not a curated record